Messenger RNA from Labrus bergylta (ballan wrasse), 1458 nucleotides. RefSeq names its product electron transfer flavoprotein subunit alpha (gene etfa). Gene Ontology annotation, cellular component: mitochondrion. The record is from RefSeq and is a predicted model, not a curated record. NCBI's taxonomy places the organism in Eukaryota, Metazoa, Chordata, Actinopteri, Labriformes, Labridae. Gene Ontology annotation, biological process: fatty acid beta-oxidation using acyl-CoA dehydrogenase. Gene Ontology annotation, molecular function: flavin adenine dinucleotide binding; electron transfer activity.
AACGUCAGAGGACCUUUGGCACAGUUUUGUCUCUGCAGCAGUGAGAGGCAGCAAGCAAGCGAGGUCCAAGAUGAACAGAGCUUUGAACAAGACGAGCCUGAAACAACUGACUGGUCUCCUUCAGAGGUUUCAGAGCACCUUGGUGGUUGCAGAGCACAACAAUGGAAAGCUAACUCCUAUCACUCUCAAUGCCAUUACUGCUGCCAAUAAGCUGGGAGGAGAGGUGACUUGUCUGGUUGCUGGAACGGACUGUGCAAAGGUUGUGGAACAAAUCAGCAAAGUCCACGGUGUGAAGAAAGUUCUGGUUGCCCAACAUGACUCUUAUAAAGGUUACCUACCAGAGGAGUUGACUCCACUUAUCCUGGCAACACAGAAGCAAUUCAAUUACACCCACAUCUGUGCUGGAGCAUCUGCUUUUGGAAAGAAUCUGCUCCCAAGAGUGGCCGCUAAGUUGGAUGUCGCUCCGGUUUCAGAUAUUAUCGAGAUCAAGUCUCCAGAUACCUUUGUCAGAACCAUAUAUGCUGGAAAUGCUCUCAGCACGGUGAAAUGUAACGAGCCCAUCAAAGUUUUCACUGUGAGAGGGACGUCAUUUGAGGCAGCUUCAACAGAGGGAGGAGAUGCUUCAUCAGAAGAAGUUGCUGCUUCUGCUGCCACUGGAUUGUCUGAGUGGCUCGGACAAAGUCUAACAAAGAGCGACCGUCCAGAGCUGACCGGCGCUAAGGUUGUGGUGUCAGGAGGAAGGGGCUUGAAGAGUGGAGAUAACUUCAAGCUGCUUUAUGACCUUGCAGACAAAAUGAACGCAGCAGUUGGUGCAUCCAGAGCUGCGGUGGAUGCUGGGUAUGUCCCGAAUGACAUGCAGGUUGGACAAACAGGAAAAAUUGUUGCUCCAGAGUUGUACAUUGCUGUCGGGAUCUCAGGCGCUAUUCAACACCUGGCAGGGAUGAAGGACAGCAAGACUAUUGUUGCUAUCAACAAGGACCCAGAAGCUCCAAUCUUCCAGGUGGCUGACUAUGGCUUAGUGGCAGAUCUUUUCAAGGCCGUUCCUGAGAUGACUGAGAAACUGAACAAGUGAGGAGAAAAAAGUACCACCAUACUUCAGGACGUAAUCCAACAGAGAGAAGAAUCAGAGAUCGCCCAUAGGAUACCACAGCAAAUGCCUUAACACCUUUCUAAAGCUGUGGACUUUCAUGUACCUUGUUUUCAUGCAGUAAUAAUUGUUAAAAUCUUGAGUUUGACUGGAAAAUUUCUCAAAUUAGAUAUACAUACAUGCCACAAGGUAUUUUCUGCCUGCAGUAGCACAGGUUGUAAACUAUUUUUCUUGUGCAGUAAAGGACAUCUUUGGUAAUGCUUGGCUUGUCUCUUAACCUCUAACUGUGAGUUGUAGAUCCUAUUUAUCUAGAGGGUUUGUACUUGUUGAAAUGCUCUUGGAUAAUAGUGUAUUAAAUUGACAACUCAUAA